Molecule: messenger RNA, 1236 nt
Organism: Triticum urartu
Lineage: Eukaryota; Viridiplantae; Streptophyta; Magnoliopsida; Poales; Poaceae
Source: RefSeq, a predicted model, not a curated record
UCCCAGUGAGGCUUGGCAAAUCAGCAUGGGAAUCUUGAGCAGAUGAUAUUCAGGCUACCUAGCUAGCCAGGCCCAGAGGCCAUGAAGCUACUGAAGAAUCAAGUUCAAAUAGUGCUAACUAAACAAAACCCAUGCUUAGCAACACCUUUCAUGGUUUCAUUCAAAACCACACCCACCACUCCACUACUCCAUGUAGUUAGUACUUAGUAGUACUAAUCACUAGUUAAUCGCGGCUUCGGUAUUCGCGUGACCGAGCUGGUUAAACAAAUCCCAUGUGGCGCGGCCGAGUGGAGCUCACGUGAGGCGCCAUUAAACUAGCUGAUCAUCAGCUCACGGCCCCAGAAAGAAAGGCAGGGAGGGGAGGUUAAACAAGGCCGGGAGCUCCAGGAACUAUAGAUUCUUCCCGUGGGAUGCCAUGCGAAGACCAAGGCAAGGAUGAGGAGGAGGAGGGAGGGGGACAGGACGGACGCAGACACUCAGGUGCAGCAGGUUAGCUGGAUUGAGGUGAGAAUCAGUUGAGAGGAGCAGAGCGCGCAACGGGUGUGGAGAAGGCAUGAGGUUGCUAGGUGGGAUUGUGAGGCUUGUUGCUCUGGUGUUGAUGUUGGUCGUCGGUUCGUCGGUUCACCAGGCGGUGGGAGUUGGUGCUAUCAGGCUGCACGACAGAAGGACGCACGGGGAGCAGUGGGCGGAGGAGAGGAUGCAGAUGAGGUCCUACAUGACCAUGGACUACACCCGCGUCAAGCGCCGCACGCCCAAGCACAACUGAUUCAGCUAGCUAGCUAGCUACAAGAGAGUCUCUCAUCUCCGGUCGGGCUCUGGCUCCUUCGGCAGCGACCAUCUGCUGAAAUGUGAUAGCAGGGGAAGCUCUGGAGUCAGCUAGCGAUCGAGAAGAAGCUCUCAGCUCUCCUAAUCCACCUUCUUACUUCUUCGGUAGUAGUAUGUGUAUGUAUGCGUCCGGCGUGCAGAUCCAUCUGUGCACGCAAAUUUUGCCCCCUGACCAAAUGUUAUUACUGCUAGCUUGAUUAAUUUAGGAUAUAUACUUACGCAGUUAUUAUGGUAGCACUAGCAGUGUUCGUCUUUCAGUUACACUUUUGUAAGAAGGUACUGUAGUAAUGUGGAUUCGUUUGGUGAAGUCCUGGUUAUUUCCCCUGUAAGUGAGGAGUGAUCAUGCACUACUGUAACAUCUCAAUCGUAAUGGAACCAGACGAGCCCACUGAGCAGCAUAUGUUUGCUAUA